Messenger RNA from Olea europaea var. sylvestris, 1985 nucleotides. RefSeq names its product transcription factor E2FB-like. Lineage: Eukaryota; Viridiplantae; Streptophyta; Magnoliopsida; Lamiales; Oleaceae. Gene Ontology annotation, molecular function: RNA polymerase II cis-regulatory region sequence-specific DNA binding; DNA-binding transcription factor activity, RNA polymerase II-specific; protein dimerization activity. The transcript has 14 exons. Bases 269 to 1657 code for a protein of 462 amino acids. Gene Ontology annotation, cellular component: RNA polymerase II transcription regulator complex. Gene Ontology annotation, biological process: regulation of transcription by RNA polymerase II. The record is from RefSeq and is a predicted model, not a curated record.
CCGAACCAAAUACCCUCUUCCGUCACUUCCACCUUCUCUUUCUCUCCCGCUUUUUUUAUUCAUUCUUCCCUUUCCCAAAUCAGAUCUCUCCACGCCCCUUGUCCGUUUCCCUCGUAAAACUCCUCUUCAUUCCCCAAUUUUACUUCCCCUUUUUCUCACCCCAAACCCUCCAAAACUCCUAAUGAUUCUUGGUUAUCCAAUGUUACAAAAUAACAAAAAAAUCUAUAUUUGUUUCACUCUUCGAGCUUCGAGAAAAAAUUUAUGAAUCAUGCAACAGUACAACUCACAGAAGCAGAAUUUGGAGAGACAGCUACCAUUCACUUCCCCAAAGCCGCCAUUUGGAGGUGACUACCACAGUUUCGAUGCUGAUUUUGAUAAAGGAAAACCUAAUCAAGUUGAUGAUCAAGUUGUUGUUGUAAAGACUCCUCCUCCAUUGAAGCGGAAGAAUGAUGCAGCAGCCUGUACAGUGGAAUCUGUUGAACAGAACCCAAGUCCUAACCUUGCUGGUGUCGUCAAGGGUCCUUUUCGGACACCAGUAUCAGAAAAAGUGGCAAAGGCCCAAAAAGUUCCAAGAACACCAAAGGCUAGUAAAGCUGUAUCUCAAACUCCUGUGGCAAAUAUUGGUUCUCAUUCCGGUAAUAAUCUCACUCCGGUUGGUGCCUCUCGGUAUGAUAGCUCCCUAGGUCUCUUAACAAGAAAGUUUAUUAAUCUGAUCAAACAUGCAGAAGAUGGUAUUCUUGAUCUAAAUAAAGCUGCCGACAGAUUAGAGGUGCAGAAAAGGCGUAUAUAUGACAUAACAAAUGUCCUUGAAGGCAUUGGUCUUAUAGAAAAGAAAAUCAAAAACAGAAUCCAGUGGAAGGGUCUGGAUGUCUCAAGACCAGGACAAGUGGAUGAGAGUCUCCCUAGCUUACAGGAAGAAAUAGCAAACUUAAAUAUGGAGGAGAGCAGAUUGGAUGAAGAAAUAAGAGAAAUGCAAGAGAAAUUGAGAGGCUUCAGUGAAGAUGAAAACAAUCAAAAGUGGCUUUUUGUGACUGAAGAAGACAUCAAGAGUUUACCUUGCUUUCAGAAUGAAACUUUGAUAGCAGUUAAAGCUCCACAUGGCACCACUUUAGAAGUUCCAGAUCCUGAUGAGGCAAUUGAUUAUCCACAGAGGAGAUACAUAAUAGUUCUCCGGAGCACUAUGGGACCUAUAGAUGUUUACCUUGUCAGUCAAUUUGAAGAGAGAUUUGAGGAGAUGAAUGGGGUCGAGGUGCAACCAAGCAACCCCCCAACAUCAACAUUUGAUGAGAAUGCUUCUGUAACACCAGCAACCGAGGAGAUAAGAGUAAACGAAGCUAACCAGAGCCUAGAAGCCCAGAGAAUGUGCUCAGACACAAGUACAUCGCAGGAUUUUGUGAGUGGAAUCUUGAAGAUUGUGCCGGACAUUGAUAACGAUCCCGAUUAUUGGUUAUUAUCGGACGCUGAUAUAAGCAUCACUGACAUGUGGAGAACAGAUCCUGGGGUUAAUUGGGAUAGCUUGAGCACUGUUCACGAAGACUAUGCCUUGCCUAAUGUUAGCAUACCACCGGCCCAAACACCACAGCCUGAACCUACUGAAAUGCCUUCUAUAACUAGCACGACAGGGAAUUCAAGUGGAUUCGGUGGCGAUCCUCAAUAAGUAGCUCAUGAUCGUUGUGAAGGUAAGUGGAUCGUUGUAUAGUAUUUGUUCAGAUAAUUCCUGUAAUAGCAAUAAUCCAGUGAGUAAAUUUCUGUCAGAUUUAAUUGCUGUAUAUGAUCAAAUUUGUUGUAGUAUCUCGUCAUGACAUAUAAAUAGGCUGUUGUAGAGUUUGAAGUUCCCUAUUAUAGUUAUGUUUCUGCAUAUGAGAUCAACUCUUGUAACACUACCUGGUGAACUUUUCUUUCGUACUUAUAUUAGUGUACUAGGGAGGUAGCAUUGUAUGUCAAAUUAAGUUUCAAUUGUAUGAAGACUAAGAUACUAGAUUUUA